Messenger RNA from Mauremys mutica (yellowpond turtle), 2769 nucleotides. It is a transcript of the gene EXTL2, whose product is annotated as exostosin like glycosyltransferase 2. The transcript has 6 exons. Gene Ontology annotation, molecular function: glycosyltransferase activity. The record is from RefSeq and is a predicted model, not a curated record. Lineage: Eukaryota; Metazoa; Chordata; Testudines; Geoemydidae. The coding region runs from base 752 to 1747 and encodes 331 amino acids. Gene Ontology annotation, cellular component: membrane.
AUCAGCGAAGGCGUGAAUAGGUUAGAUAUGUAGAUUUCCCUUCCAUUUUCUAUCUAAAUGAACUUCACAUAAUUAUAAUAUCUUGUUUUUCUGUGUGACCCGCAAUCUAUGAAAUAUUUGUAUUUGAACGGGAAUGAAGAAGAUAUUUAAUAAGGGAAAUUUAGUUUUAUACAUUCUCAGGUACAUUUCAAGGUGAACUUCUCCUCCCAUAAAACAGAUGGGUCUGACACUGAAAACAAACACAUGCAAAAAAUAUCUGACUCUCUGUAAGAAUCAAAGCUUGCUUGAAGGAAGAGUUGACGCAAACUGUUAUGGUCGGGAUAAAGCAUGAACUACAAAUUCGAGCCUGCUGGGAGAAGGAGUGUUUUCAUCCAGCAGGAAGUACUAUGCCACAGAAAGGAAAGGUAGUACGGGCUUGUUCCUGACCUUCUGCUGAAUCUCUCAUGUUGGGAUGAGGAAAGGGGUUUUUCUAUCAAUGUUGUUGACUUAAAAAUACAACCAGUGCAAACUAACUGAGUUUACAAAAAAAUGUGCGCACUUCUUAUGCUCGGUUAAAAAAUCUCCAUUCUUCCUCAUGUAAAUCAAGGCUUAGACAAAUAAUCUGUGGCUCACGGUCUCCAGCAUUCUAGGUGUGGAAAAUGCCGCCUCUGCAGUUCACAGAUAAUAAUAAAGAUCCAUACAGAAUUGAUUUCACCUAAUCAGCGCCAUCCUUUAAAACAAACCAAAAUAAACCCAGUCCAACUUGGCAAAAAUGAAAUGUCAUCACAUCUGUAAGCUACCAGGAAGAGUUAUGGGAAUCCGACUACUUCGCUUCUCUUCUGUGGUGAUCUUUCUCUUACUCCUCAUGGCAGGUGCUUUAAUGGCUUUGCUUCCUAACACUAAAGAUGACAAAAUGCCCAAUUUGCGAAGGGAACCAAAAUCCCAGAGCCAAUCUGCCUUGGAUUCAUUUACUCUUGUUAUGCAGACAUACAAUAGGACUGACUUAUUGUUGAAGCUCUUAAAUCAUUAUCAAGCCAUCCCCCAUCUACACAAAGUGGUUGUUGUGUGGAACAAUGUUGGGGAGAAGAUACCAGAGGAAAUGUGGAAUUCCCUGGGACCCCAUCCUGUACCUGUUGUCUUCAAAGUGCAGACUGUGAAUCGCAUGAGGAACAGACUCCAGAUCUUCCCUGAAUUGGAAACACAAGCUGUUUUAAUGAUGGAUGAUGACACACUGAUUAGUGCCUAUGACCUUGCUUUUGCCUUCUCUGUUUGGAAGCAAUUUCCAGAUCAGAUAGUGGGAUUUGUUCCUAGAAAGCAUGUUUCCACUUCUUCAGGUAUAUACAGUUAUGGCAGCUUUGAAUUGCAGACACCUGGAUUUGGAAAUGGGGACCAGUACUCCAUGGUUCUCAUAGGAGCAGCAUUCAUUCACAGUGGAUACCUAGAACUCUUUCAAAAGCAGCCUGAUGCUGUUCAUGCUUUGAUAGAUGAAACUCAAAACUGUGAUGAUAUUGUCAUGAAUUUUCUAGUGGCAAAGCAUACUGGAAAGCCUUCAGGAGUGUUUGUGAAACCUGUUGACAUAAGGAAUUUAGAAAAAGAGACUAACAGUGGUUAUUCCGGAAUGUGGCACCGAGCAGAGCACUUGCUACAAAGAUCUUACUGUCUAAAUAAAUUGGUUAAUAUUUAUAACAGUAUGCCGUUAAAAUAUUCUAACAUUAUGAUUUCUCAGUUUGGGUUCCCUAAUUAUGCCAAUCACAAGAAUAAAAUGUAAGAAUGUAUAAUAUAAGGGGUAUAAGUUACACAUCAAACAGUAAAUUCAAAUCAGUGUAAGUUAAAUGCUGAGGGACCAGAAGAAGGAAUGCAUUACUCCAGCUUGUCCUCCUUUACACAUAGCCUCUGAAUUUUGCCCACAGUAUUUUCUUUCCCCAGUGUAAGUUAUUGAGAAAGUUUAAAGAACAGUGUGUGUGUAAUGUUCACUUAUCAUAAAAUCACCUUCAUCUCUUAAUACUUGAGAAGCUGUUAUUGUCAAAAUUACAGGGCCAGAUCUUCAAAAGCAUGUGCAGAAAAAUGCAUAAUCACUUGGUGCGCACAUAUGAAGAACUUAACUUCUAUUUCUUUAGAAUAUAUUUACCUAAUCAAAUGACAUUUUGGCAUAUAUAUAUAUAUAUAUAUAUAUCUCUUAUGAGACUGUCCUAUUUUUCUCAACAAUUCCUAGUGAAAACUUUUAAGGGUUACACUGAGCUGUUUGCAAGGGUAUUAGACUUGGUUAUAAAACUCCUCAAAGCUUGUAUGUUAACGAUUGUUCUUCAGCGUGAAAUGUUCCUGAGGUUCCAAUCAAAUCAUAAGCCUAACUAAGUCAUGGAACAAAGAACAGUCUCAGUAUCAAACAUCUCUAAGAGCCUUGCCUACAACACUGGCCACUGAGGGGUUAUGGAGCAUGAUGUGGCUGAUACCGCCUUUUUUCCUAUCAUUACUUUGCCCACAGUCACUGGGACGCUGCUCAGGAACUGAAAGGUAAAAGUUCUAAUUGCUAACUUGGGAAAGAUAAUGAACAUGGAAAGCAUAUAUCAUAAGAAAUGUAGCUUACGUUACCACAUAUGCAGCCAAAAGAGACAGGUGCCAUAUUUGCCAUUUACUACAGCCUUUAGAACUUACUCUUAUAUCAGUAUUUUGCAUGUACAGUAGAACCUCAGAGUUAUAAAUGCCUCAGGAAUGGAGGUUGUUCGUAACUCUGAAAUGUUCCUAACUGAACAAAACAUGGUUGUUCUUUCAAAAGUUUACUAAACUCUGAUU